Colletotrichum karsti is the source of this 1053-nucleotide messenger RNA. RefSeq names its product nuclear pore protein-like protein. Bases 1 to 1053 code for a protein of 350 amino acids. The record is from RefSeq and is a predicted model, not a curated record. The transcript is spliced from 2 exons. Lineage: Eukaryota; Fungi; Ascomycota; Sordariomycetes; Glomerellales; Glomerellaceae.
AUGGUCAGCCUGACGAACUUGGUGUUGCGCCCUGCCGCAAUUGCGACUGAACACGACACGGAUAUGGACAGCGAGUGGAUGAAAACGCCUAGCGAGGACGCCUUCGACGACGGAAAUGAAGUUCAGGUCGAUCCAUAUGGAGAUCUCAUCCUACGAGUAGGGUCCAAUCCAAGAUUCUGGGACACGGAGAGCCCCUCAUUCCGUGUUUGCUCCAACACAUUAAAGAGAGCAUCGACUUUCUGGAGACGAACGCUAGCCGAAACCGCCGCGGAGACCAACCUGGCGGACGAUGAUUGGUACUGGACUCCCUCGCUCUUUGCCUGCCCGUAUGAGAAAUCAGAUGGGUUGGCAAUCCUCCUCAAUAUUAUCCACUCCAAGUUUCACUUGGUGCCGAAAAAACCAUCGCUUUCAGAGAUCUACAGCUCCUUGUGUCUGGUCAGCAUGUAUGAAAUGGAACAAGUUCUGCAUCCAUGGAUCGGGCACUGGUACGAAGUCAUUGAAAGCGUGGAAGCUGCAAGAGACGGGCACAGUCUUGCGAUGCUGACGUGCAUUGCUUGGGGCCUUGGGGAUGAGAGGCUUUACGUGAGAACGGUCACCGAUCUCGCCAUGACUUGCGUGGUGGAUGAGAAGGGACACAUCACAACUGCCGACGGGAUCUGCCUAGACGAAUACCUAUACGAUGCGCUUGGAUCGCCUAUAAUUGCUGGAAUAUCCGACAUUCCAAUAACCAAGAAUAAGAAGUGCGACUACGUUGUCCUAGGGAGCCUCUUCGCAGGCAUGAUAUAUGUCCGCGGGUCUAAAGCAACGGAGUUGGAGAUUAGGUCAGACGAGAGCAUCACAGACUUGUUGAAGUCGGUCAAGCGGGUUCUUUCAUACGUUUCUUGCUACGAAAAGCAUACCUCGUGCAACCCCGCCGAGCGAAUAUCGGAGGCCAUGAGGGAGACAGUCGACGACUUAGACACUUCACUGAGCAUGGGUAUCAUCCAGCGAAUGCGAGAACAGCGACGAAAGGCCGGACUAGAAGCCACAACAACUGGAGAGACGGAGGGAUAG